AUGAAGAUCCUGAUGAUUCACGGAUCUCGCCAAUCGGGGGAACUUUUCCGAGCGAAGCUCCAGGCCCUGGAGAAAAUGAUUCAACGAGCCCUUGGCCCUCAUCAGCCCCGUGGGGCUGACUUUGCUUAUCCGACGGCCCCCUUCUCGCUAGGGUCGCCCGAUGGUACGUCCGAAUUACGGGAGCGACACGGCGCAUGGACCUGGUUUAAAUCUGACGCGAUCGACGAAAUCUAUCCGGGGCUAGGAGGUGGCUUGAACUCCAUCGGGUCUAUUUUGAAGGAUUCCGGGCCGUUCGAUGGGGUCGUCGGCUUCAGCGAGGGUGCCGCUGCGGCCGCAAUGGUUGCGUCGCUUUUGGAAGAAAACAGACAAGACUCAUUUGCCCAAUUGGAAGCGGAGGGUGGACUUCCAUAUCCAGCUUACUUCGCCACCCUGAAUCACCCUCCUCUCAAAUUCGUGGUCAGCAUUUCGGGAUAUGCCGCCUCGCACCCGGCUUACCGGGCCUUCUACAGCCCCUCCAUUCGGACGCCAACGCUGCAUUUCCUGGGUAGUAUGGACAGUGUCGUUGAUGAGAAUGCGUCAAUGAGGUUGUUAGAAAGUUGCCAGGAAGCGGAGGAUGAGAAGAUACCAAUUGUUAUCUGGCAUGCGGGCGGACACAUAGUUCCAAGUGGAAAGCGAGAACUCGCGGCGGUUGCACAUUUCAUCAAGUCUAAAGGCAGCUAG
This is a messenger RNA of Penicillium maclennaniae, 720 nucleotides long. RefSeq names its product alpha/beta hydrolase. The transcript has 2 exons. The record is from RefSeq and is a predicted model, not a curated record. Gene Ontology annotation, cellular component: nucleus; cytoplasm. Bases 1 to 720 code for a protein of 239 amino acids. Lineage: Eukaryota; Fungi; Ascomycota; Eurotiomycetes; Eurotiales; Aspergillaceae.